Messenger RNA from Linum trigynum, 935 nucleotides. The record is from the annotation of a GenBank genome assembly. Lineage: Eukaryota; Viridiplantae; Streptophyta; Magnoliopsida; Malpighiales; Linaceae.
GUUACUUAAAAAAAAAAAGAAGGAAGGAAAACGGCACAAGAAGAAAGAGGAAGAAGAAGCAAAACAAAAGUGAGAAAAGGGAUCGAGAGACCAAAUAAGAAUUAUCAGAUAUAUGGAAGGAGAAAACAAUAACAUGAGCGGCAACGAGGUGUACAAAGAAUGCCUGAGGAACCAUGCAGCCAGCCUCGGCAGCUACGCCACCGACGGCUGCGGCGAGUUCACCCUCCACGACACCGCCGCCGCCGCCUCCUCUCCUCUCUCCCUCCAAUGCGCCGCCUGCGGCUGCCACCGCAACUUCCACCGCAAGCUCACCGCCGCCACGUCCAGCUACAUGGUGGACGAAUACGGAGGAGACCAUAGGCUCCGGCAGCCGUCGGUGGGGCCGGAGGAGAGGCGGAGCGGCGGCGGAGGGAGGAAGAGGCACCGGACGAAGUUCACGGCGGAGCAGAAGGAGGAGAUGAUGGGUUUCGCGGAGAAGCUCGGGUGGAGGCUGCACCGGCAUGUCAGCGGCGGUAGCGACGAGGUGGAGAGGUUCUGCAGAGGGAUUGGCAUCAGCCGCCACGUGUUCAAAGUCUGGAUGCACAACCAUAAAAAUUCUUCUAAUAUCUCUUCUAUUUCUUCUCCUCCUCUUGAUCUGUAUAACAACAAUUCGUCUACUUCCAUUAAUGCUACUACUACUACUACUGCAAAUGCCUCCUCUCUUACCACUCAAUGACAUUUACACAUAGAUCUUACAUGUAUAUUGUUUCUGUUUGCAUGAUGGGAUAUAUGUAAGAAUAGGUUCCAAAUCUUUGAUGGAUUCUUGUUGUUCAAUUAACAAGCACUAUAACAGUAUUUGUUGUAAUUUGAAAACAUAUUAUAUAUAUAUGCCCCGCCCCGAUUGAUAAUUAUGAGGUCUCGCGUUGGAGAAGUGGCUAUAAAUCUCUGUAAUCUGU